AUGGGUGAUCACUUGCCAGCGUGCGUCAUCGAUGUGGGGACAGGAUAUACAAAGUUGGGAUUCGCCGGUAAUAAAGAACCCCAGUUUAUUAUUCCGUCAGCCAUAGCGAUAAAAGAAACUGCAAAAGUUGGCGAUCAAAGCACUCGGCGGAUGACUAAGGCUGUUGAAGAUCUGGAUUUUUUCAUCGGAGAUGAAGCUUUUGAGGCAACGGGCUAUUCAGUUAAAUAUCCCGUACGUCAUGGUUUAGUUGAAGACUGGGAUUUAAUGGAAAGGUAUAUUGAGCAGUGCAUUUUUAAGUACCUCAGGGCAGAACCAGAAGAUCACCACUUUUUACUUACUGAGCCGCCAUUAAAUACGCCUGAAAAUCGUGAAUAUUUGGCUGAAAUAAUGUUCGAGUCUUUUAAUGUACCAGGUUUAUAUAUAGCUGUUCAAGCAGUUCUUGCUCUUGCUGCAUCUUGGAAAUCGCGUACAUCUACCAAACGCACAUUCACUGGUAUUGUUGUCGACAGUGGAGAUGGUGUAACUCACAUUGUACCAGUGGCAGAGGGUUAUGUAAUUGGCUCCUGUAUCAAACACAUUCCGAUUGCAGGUAGAAAUAUUACAUCAUUUAUCCAGUCCUUGCUUCGUGAAAGAGAAGUUGGUAUUCCACCUGAACAAAGUUUAGAAACAGCAAAAGCUAUCAAGGAAAGGUACAGUUACAUAUGUCCUGAUAUAGCCAAGGAGUUUGCAAAGUACGAUUCUGAUCCUGCUAAAUGGAUGAAAAAAUAUACCGGCAUCAAUGCAAUCACUAAAAAUCCUUUCACUGUUGAUGUUGGAUAUGAAAGAUUUUUGGGACCAGAAAUAUUUUUCCAUCCUGAGUUUUCAAACGCUGAUUUUACUGUUCCUCUUAAUGAAAUGGUGGAUGAAGUUAUUCAAUCUUGUCCCAUUGAUGUAAGAAGAGGGUUAUAUGGCAAUAUUGUGCUCUCUGGUGGGUCAACAAUGUUCCGAGACUUUGGCAGAAGACUGCAACGAGAUAUUAAGCGUACUGUUGAUGCCAGGCUUAAGUUGUCAACUAUGUUAUCUGAGGGACGUAUCACUCCGAAACCUAUAGAUGUACAAGUGAUUUCUCACAACAUGCAGAGGUAUGCAGUGUGGUUUGGUGGAAGUCUGUUGGGUUCAACACCAGAAUUUUAUCAAGUAUGUCACACUAAACAGGCCUACAUGGAGUAUGGACCAAGUAUUUGCCGACACAACCCUGUCUUCGGAACCAUGACA
Messenger RNA from Iphiclides podalirius (scarce swallowtail), 1254 nucleotides. The record is from the annotation of a GenBank genome assembly. NCBI's taxonomy places the organism in Eukaryota, Metazoa, Arthropoda, Insecta, Lepidoptera, Papilionidae.